AAGGAGUAGCGUCUGUGCGCGGGUCUACCAGAAAAGACCCGAGGACAUUGGGCGUGAGCCACGCGCUAGUCGCUCGCUCGCGGUCUCUGGUGAGGGCUGAUCUGGGAGGACAUUCUUCCGCCAACGAUUGUGAAAGCGCAAGGCCAAGAUCGAGGAGGCAUUUUUAAAGGAUUGAAUUAAAAACAGGACUGGCCAGGUCUGUAGUUAUUGCAGUUGCUGGGACCCAGAGGAUAACUUGCUGCAGGAUGAACUAAGGGAAGAGGACAUACACUCAUCAGUAUGGACAGACAUUUGCCAGUUUCCAAGAUGCAAAACUCAUCCUCACCAUUGGAAAAGCAAACCGGUCCAGCAUAUGGGAAUGGGGACCUUGAUUCAGAGGAAGGUUCUGGCCUGGAGGAAAACGGCUUUAGCUGGGGAGACUAUUUGGAAGAAACAGGCACCAGGGCGGCGCCACACUCAUCCUUCAGGCAUGUGGAAAUCAGCAUCCAGAGUAACUUCCAGCCGGGAAUGAAGUUGGAGGUGGCCAAUAAGAACAAUCCAGACACUUACUGGGUGGCCACGAUCAUCACCACUUGUGGACAGCUGCUGCUUCUGCGUUACUGUGGUUAUGGGGAGGACCGAAGGGCGGACUUCUGGUGUGACGUGAUCAUAGCAGAUCUGCACCCCGUGGGGUGGUGCACACAGAACAACAAAGUGUUGAUGCCUCCGGAUGCUAUCAAGGAGAAGUACACAGACUGGACAGAAUUCCUCAUACGGGAUUUGACUGGUUCUCGGACAGCGCCUGCCAACCUUCUGGAAGGUCCUCUGCGAGGGAAAGGCCCUAUAGACCUCAUUACAGUUGAUUCCUUAAUAGAGCUUCAGGACUCUCAGAACCCCUUUCAGUACUGGAUAGUUAGUGUGAUUGAAAAUGUCGGAGGAAGAUUACGCCUUCGCUAUGUGGGAUUGGAGGACACUGAAUCCUAUGACCAGUGGUUGUUUUACUUGGAUUACAGACUUCGACCAGUUGGUUGGUGUCAAGAGAAUAAGUACAGAAUGGAGCCACCUUCAGAACUCUAUCCUCUGAAGAUGACUUCUGAAUGGAAAUGUGCUCUAGAAAAAGCCCUAAUUGUUGCUGCAGAGUCUCCUCUUCCAAUGGAAGUAUUUAAGGACCAUGCAGACCUGCGAAGCCAUUUCUUCACAGUUGGGAUGAAGCUGGAGACAGUGAAUAUGAGUGAGCCCUUUCAUAUCUGUCCUGCAUCAGUGACCAAGGUUUUUAACAAUCAUUUUUUCCAAGUGACUAUUGAUGACCUAAGACCUGAAUCUAACAAACUCUCGAUGCUGUGCCAUGCGGAUUCUUUGGGAAUUUUGCCAGUACAGUGGUGCCUUAAAAAUGGAGUCAACCUCACACCUCCCAAAGGUUACUUGGGCCAGGACUUUGACUGGGCAGAUUAUCACAAGCAGCAUGGGGCAGAAGAAGCACCACCCUUCUGCUUCAGAAAUGCAGCCUUCAAUCGGGGCUUCACAAAGAACAUGAAGCUUGAAGCUGUGAACCCCAGGAAUCCAGGAGAGGUGUGUGUGGCUUCUGUGGUCAGUGUGAAGGGGCGGUUGCUAUGGCUCCAUCUAGAAGGUCUUCAGACUCCAAUUCCAGAGGUCAUUGUGGAUAUGGAUUCCAUGGAUAUCUUCCCUGUGGGCUGGUGUGAAGCGAAUUUUUACCCUUUGACCACACCACACAAGACAGUCCCCGAUAAGAAGAGGAAGAUUGCAGUUGUACAGCCGGAGAAACAAUUGUUAUCCGCAGUGCCUGUUGAGAAAAUACCUCAUGACCGUUGCUUGUUACCUCACACGGACACUGCAGCAGGAACUGUCAACGGGAAGUACUGCUGCCCACAGUUGUUUGUCAACCACCGGUGUUUCUCAGGCCCGUUCCUGAACAAAGGGAGGAUUGCAGAGCUACCUCAGUCAGUGGGGCCUGGCAAGUGUGUACUGGUGCUUAAAGAGGUUCUUAGCAUGAUAAUCAAUGCGGCCUACAAGCCUGGGAGGGUAUUGAGAGAAUUGCAAUUGGUGGAAGAUCCACACUGGAAUUUUCAGGAGGAGACACUCAAGGCAAAGUACAGAGGCAAAACAUACAGGGCUGUGGUUAAGAUCGUACGGACAUCAGACCAAGUAUCAAAUUUCUGUCGGCGAGUUUGUGCCAAGCUGGAAUGCUGUCCAAAUUUAUUUAGUCCUGUGUUGAUUUCUGAAAACUGCCCAGAGAACUGUUCUAUUCACACCAAAACCAAAUACACCUAUUAUUAUGGAAAAAGAAAGAAGAUCAUUAAACCCCCCAUUGGGGAAAGCAGCAUUGAAACCCCGCAUCCAAAACCAGCCAGGAGAAGGAAACGACGGAAAUCUGUCUUUGUGCAGAAGAGACGGAGGUCUUCCGCUGUGGACUGCCCAGCAGGCUCCGGGGAGGAAAGCGAAGAGGAGGAGGCAGAUGCCCCGGAGGAUGACACCGCGAGUGAGGAAACUAGUUCCGAGGUCCGAGAUGACCAGACAGAUACCUCAUCAGCAGAAGUGCCCUCUGCCCGGCCCCGGAGGGCUGUGACCCUGAGGAGCAACUCAGAGGCCGUGAAGCGGCCUCCAGUGGAGAGGGCACGAAGGGUCCGCCCAGUGCCAACCACUCCAUCUGCUGAUGAAGGAAACAAGGGUCCACCUGCUAAGCCUGCGGAACCAGAGAGCCACCUAGCCCGCCGGCAAGGCAGGAGUAAGUACAGCAAGCCGAAGACGAAACAGAAGAAGGGACCUUCCACGUGUGCACCUCUCACUCUUGAAACUUCCCUUCGUCGCCCUGACCAUGCCCUCAAAGGUGUGGUCAGGCACACCCGUAGCCAGCACCUAGCAGGCAUGGUUAAGGUGUCCCCUACAGAGCUGCCUUCCAGUCAGGAAACAAAGCAAGAGGAGGAGGAAAGGCUGAUUCUGGAGAGUAAUCCACUGGAGUGGACAGUCACAGAUGUGGUACGAUUCAUCAAGCUGACAGACUGUGCGCCCUUGGCCAAGAUCUUUCAGGAGCAGGACAUUGAUGGCCAGGCACUCCUACUGCUGACUCUACCAACAGUGCAGGAAUGUAUGGAGCUGAAGCUGGGACCUGCUAUCAAGUUAUGCCACCAGAUCGAGCGAGUGAAAGUGGCUUUCUAUGCCCAGUAUGCUAAUUAAAUCGGCUGGCUUUCUUGGGGUGGUGCCUCAUUCUCAUGAUGCUGUUGUAUUUGUGAAGGUUUCCAGGACUGAGACCUUGAUUUUCUUGGCUUUAUGAAAUGGUACAUUCAUUGAGGAUCUCCAAAAGCCCGAAGCCCAGCACCUCCUUCAUGCACCAGCCUUGUCUGAUGGUUCUGUUUCUGAAGCACACAAAAGGACCACAGCAACGGUUUCUGGGACUGUAGUGAAAGUUCUGAGAUAGAACCUCCCUGGCUCUGGACGUACUUCUUCAUCUCCGAGUUUCAUUUUUCUCCCACCCAAACUAGGCAGCUUCCUGUAAGCCAGGUUUCCUUACACUGAGGUCCAGGUUCUUGGAAAACUGAGAUGGACUGAAUGCCUCCAAGCAGAAUCCCUAACUUGCUGGCAGCUUUGCCUGACUCACUCUCAGGCUCUUCUACAGAUGUAUCUGCCCCACACAUGCAAACUACUGUGUUUUAGAGUCCCCUGCUGUCCCAUUUGAUGUCAUUGACAACUCCUUUCUCCAACACAACUGUAGGCUCUGUUUCAGGAUGCUUGUAUAAAAUGAUGUGCUAAGCUCUGCCCUCUGUCAGAGGUGCCCUUUCACAAGUAUGGCUGCUCACAUUAGACAGCUACUGUGUAAGCAGAGCCCAGAACACUGGCAGUGGCAAGCACUCUCCAUAGUCUCCUGCAGAACCAUAGCUUCAGUGUUCUGAGAUCACCGUAAUCAGUUAAGAGGAGGCUAGUUUAGGGAAAUACCAAAUUGAAGGAAGAGCUUUCAGUGGGCAAGCAUGGGAAGAGAUUUGGGGAAGUGUUUUGUGAACUAGAUGUUUCCACUUAGAAAUGUUAACACAGCUGGUCACUGUAAAGGAGCCCUUCUGCACCUCUCUUCUGGCUUACCACAUGUGAAGCAAGCAUGAGAAAGCAGUAAUGCCUAGCAUAAUAUAGCAGAGCUAAUGCUGGAUCUGGACUCAGAUAGUUUCCAUCCUGACUUUGCUGAUGACCAAUGUCAUGUCCUUAGGCAACUCCCCACCACUCUGGACUCAAGCUCCCAUUGAAGGAAAAGUUAUGACACUUAGUGGUGAGGCAUUGAGUAUAUACAUCUCCCCAGCUUUCUCCUUGUUCUUGCUGGAGGAGUCCAGGUGGGCCAAAUGAGACAAAGAAUUGGGCCACGGAACUUAACCUUCCAGUUCCGGCAUUUCAAUCUCUUCGAGGUUGCUUAUGAAAUUUCACUAAGUCAUUUAUAGAAUAAUGAGUGAUUAUAAAAUUUGGCUGGUCUUUUUUACCCAGCACUUCAUCUGUGCUUUCUCAUGAGUGGUUCAACAUGUGCUUAUAAACCCCAAAGGACUGAAGUACAUAAUGACGUGGAGGCUACUUCCCUGUUCUUUUAAAACCAUGCAAGGAAAUCAAACUUUGACUCCAUUGAGGAGUGCAUGUUCAUUGGGAAGCUUAACUAUAUUUCUAUAUCAAUUUUAUGUUGAUCUUUUCUCCUUGACUAGAGAAGAGUCUAAACUGUCCCAAAACAUGGUAUGACAGGCUGAUCGCUGCUUGUGUUUUGGUAACAUUUUAAGGUGUGGUAAUCUGCCAGGCUUUCAGAACUGUGAUUGCUUUUGCUAACCAUUCUCAAGAUUGUGCAAUGGUUGCUGAUCAACCAGAAAACAAAUUAUUUGUGGUUGAGACUUUCCCAAAGCUGCUUUUCUAGUGUCGAGCUACAGACCUUUGGUGAAUGGGUAUGCAUAGGGACAACUGGUGCGUAGGGACAAUUGAUGUCCUUUGUGGUGCUGUAAGGAUGGAGCUGUCCCCAUGCAGCUGCCUGCAAGGUUGUGUUGCAGUUGAAUUUCUCUCUUCUAAGCUACAUGUUGAACCUUCCUCCUUAGCCGUAUGCUUUUGGCCAUAAAUGCUCAAUGUAUCUGUUGGACAGGGUAUCUAUUUCAAGGUGGUAUAGCAACUCUCCCAUGCUGACCCCUUGGUCCCUCACUGUGACCUUCUCAAGAUGAGCUGUUUCUUUUGCAUCUGAAACCAGGGUGCAGCUGUGGCAUUGAUAGAGCAUGAUAUGCUUUGAGAACAAAUGUCACUUUUUCAUGCCAUUUCCAGUAAUGACAGCGAGGAUCAGGUGUUGCUUUAGAACAUGCAGAUUUUUCUAGAGGUCUGUUGAGCCCACACAAAGAGCCAGAAGAACAUUACAGAAAAUCCAGUCAGGAUAUGGCCACCGUUGGUCAGAAACCCUUCAUCCUAUGGAACCAGAAAUCCCUUUCUGUCCUCAUCCUUGGGCCGUGCAGUUUAACAUCAGUGUCUCUCUGCAUGGUAUCAGUCCCUUCAGCCUCACUCUUAGUCUUCAGCUCCAGCAAGGAAAGAUGACAUUAAUCUUAGCAGAAGAGUGCCCAGCCAGGAGCCACCCUCAUCAGAGCCCAGCCCUCCAGGAAAAGGGGAUGGUCCUCCAGAGCUUUGGUCUGGGAUGGCGUGGCGUGCUCAUCAUGCACACAGCAAUUUUGUUACUACAUUGUAAAGUGGGCUUUGUUUCUCUCUAGACUCACAUCUCCCCUGCUUCUGUCUUAAACAUGGGGCUGAUUCCCAAGGAACAAUUUGCUCUAUAUCCCCAUUACUAUGGCAGAAAAGGAAAUGGAUCUUAUAUACAUUCCCCACAUACCACCACAACCCAUACACCAAAAUAGUCUCUAAAUACCGACAAAUGGUGCCCUUGUCCUAUUCCUUCCUGUACAGUAUCACUUCAUUAUCUUUCUGAUUCUCCUCUGGGACCAGAGUCCUCUCCUUCAUGUACCCACACCUUGGAUACAUCACACCAUUCAUUGCCUCUUGUAACCAGCCAAGCAGACACCCUCCAGUCUGUGCCAUGCAAUUGAGGAAGGGAAACAUCACCUCACCUUAAAUAAUGACAGUCUGUCAUUUAUUCCCACUCUAAAGUUUAGGGAGUUUGUUAUAGUCCUUAACUUCCUGACUGCAUUUGUACUGUAUUAUAAAAAAAUUAUCCUGUCCACAAAAUAAAACAUACCCUGAUCAAAGCAGAGUAUACUGGCAUGGCAUAUCUUUGCUAUUCACCGUGGUGUCCUUCGCCACAGCAUCUAACCUAGAGCUCACAGAACAGGUCUGCCACUUUUAAAGAUAGAUGCCUUUGAUCAGAGUUCAACUCACCAACGGUAUUUGGUGUUUGAAAUCAGCUCUAUAACUAUUUAAGUCCCUAGACAUUAUUUGAUCAUCUUCAAAAAAUAAUUUCCUGUGUUUUCUUUGAUUUGCCUCAAUAAAUUAGGAUGAUCCACACCUUAACACUACCAAAUCUGACCUUUACUGCCAUCUUUACAUGGUUCCUUUUGAUCAGCCUUUUGAAGAUAGGUCCCUCCUAAUCUGUCUCAGAAUUUUGAGUGUUCUAUGAGACAAAUACUGGGUUUGUUGUUUAUGUUACACCAAACACCCCUUCCUGAGAGUUGUUCCUUAGUUUUGGAAGCACUCGGGGUUUUCAUGCUUAUUUUAUAUAACACCCAUUUAUAUUUAUUUCUGUAUAUAGAAAGAGAACAGAACAGUAGUAGAUCUUUGUUGUGAUUUGACAUUGCUGCUUUUGGGUUAGGAUAGUGAAUCUAGGUUCCAAGUCCUCUCUAUUCUGACUUUGGAGAGCUGUGAUUGAGUGUGCAAUUAUUUGGAGGGAGAAAAUGUAAAUUAAGGUUUCUGUAGUGUUUAUGGAAGAAGUCUCUGGAGACAGCUACUGCUUGUGUCUCUUUGGUGCAAUAAUAACUAGCAAGGAGAAGCUGAAAUGCCGACCAGUCUAGUCUUACUUGCUCACAAUUCCUUUCUGUUCACAAAGUUUCUGAAAAUUACUCUCUUUAACUGGGUUAACUUUUUAAGUUGCUUAAUUCUCGUAACUUUUAAAACUUUGGUGGUUUAGAGGGAUCCAAAAUAUGAUAUUACAAAAUGAAAAUGUGGUAUUUGUGACCCAUUUAAUUUACUGAAAAAAAAUCUUUUUUUUUUUUUUCUGUCCUGCCUGGUCUCCUUGGGUUUUAGUUUUUAAAAGGCUUUGUGGUUUAAAUGAUAAAUGAUUAUUCGGUUUUCUGAGCUAUAGACUUCCUUGUUCCAUUUUCUUUUGAUGGCUAGGGCUCAGCACCAGUGAGGGUGUGGGGUCAAGUCAUAAAACCAAGGCAGAACAUCACUUUGGGAAGGACAAAGAGGAACACUGAAGAAGGAAAAGUCUAGAACAAUCUUUUGCUAAAAAUUACUUUAUGAUGAAAACUAAUAGGAAGGGUUUUUUUUAAUUUUUGAAUAAUAGAAAAGGUAAACAUCAUGCCUGUCAUUCAGAAUGCAAGCUAACAUAAUCUGUGUAAGCAGUCACUAACGGCGGGAGCCCUUUAUCUUUCACUCUCCACUUUGAAAAGUUUGUAUUGCUAUUUGGUUCAUAUCUUGUCUUUGUUUUAGUGCAUAAAAGAGAAAAGAAUCAGUGUCUUUACUUUUGAAAUUUAAAGGACAAAGGGCAUGCUCUCUCAGUUUGUUGUAAGAUUGUAUUCUGUAUAUAUGUUUCCAUGUACAUAAAUGAAAAUAUAUAUCAGAGUUAUAUUUUAAUUUUUAUUCUAAAUGAAAAAAACCCUUUUUACUUGAAAACAUGGUAAACCACAUUGUUAAUAAAGUCAAAAUAAAUUCUAUGGUGGUG
Cricetulus griseus (Chinese hamster) is the source of this 7819-nucleotide messenger RNA. The record is from RefSeq and is a predicted model, not a curated record. NCBI's taxonomy places the organism in Eukaryota, Metazoa, Chordata, Mammalia, Rodentia, Cricetidae.